Molecule: messenger RNA, 3767 nt
Organism: Microcebus murinus (gray mouse lemur)
Lineage: Eukaryota; Metazoa; Chordata; Mammalia; Primates; Cheirogaleidae
Gene: ZBTB2
Product: zinc finger and BTB domain containing 2
Biological process (GO): regulation of transcription by RNA polymerase II
Cellular component (GO): nucleus
Molecular function (GO): DNA-binding transcription factor activity, RNA polymerase II-specific; protein binding
Source: RefSeq, a predicted model, not a curated record
UCUUGCCGCCACUGCUCCCUCGCCGCCUCUCCCCCCCGGCGGGAGCCGCUCUCAGCCUCUUUGCACUAGUCGCUCCGCUCUCUCGGUCAUGUGACCUUAACGUAACCGGACAGGAAAAGCCCCGCCGCCGCCGCCGCCGCGCCGGAGACACCGACCGCGGCGGCAGCAGCAGCAGCAGCGAGAAGCAGAGGCGGCGGCGGUGAGGACAGCACAGCCAAGGCUGCCCAGCGGCGCCUGCUCCACACCCCCCGCCGCAGCAGCACCGGCGACAGGUAAGCGCGCACCGCCUCCGCCUCCCGGGGCCGGUGCCCACGUGCCACCCCUGGCCCGGGCUCCGGGAAGGCGGAGGGGGGGCGGGGGCCACCGGAGCUCGCAAACGGUUCCGGCAGCGGCGGUGGCAACAAAGAAGACGAAUGACCCUCGUCCCAGGGCUCCGGGUGAAGGCAGGCGGAGGGCCCGGGCCACACGGGGAGCCGGUUCUGGGAAGCGAGGGCAGGGGCGCCCCGCGGGGGCGGUGGCGGCUGCGCCUGGCGCCGGACUCUGGCCGCCUGACAAAACCAUCCCCCGGAGCCAGGCGGCGGCGAGUCGGCGGCGGCUCCAUCCGGGGCUUUGCGGGAGGGGGAGGGGACGGAAGCCGAGAGGGCGGGCGGCGGAUCGGAGGAGGGAGGGAGGAAGGGGAGGGGGGCGAUUCGCGUUCCGUUCCCCGUGGCCGGUCCCUCCCUUCCCUCUGCCACCGCAAAGAGCGUCCCGAGCGGCGGCGGCCGGUCAGCGUCCAGCGCUGGAGCCCCGAGAGGCGGGCCCGUCAGAUUUUUAAAAAAAUGGAUUUGGCCAACCAUGGACUUAUUCUACUGCAACAGUUAAACGCUCAGCGAGAGUUUGGUUUCCUGUGUGACUGCACGGUUGCAAUCGGCGAUGUAUACUUCAAGGCACACAAAUCAGUUCUUGCUUCAUUCUCCAAUUACUUUAAGAUGUUGUUUGUCCAUCAGACCAGUGAGUGUGUCCGUUUGAAACCAACGGAUAUACAGCCGGAUAUUUUCAGCUAUCUCUUACAUUUGAUGUACACUGGGAAGAUGGCGCCUCAGCUGAUUGACCCUGUCCGAUUAGAACAGGGGAUCAAGUUUCUGCACGCAUACCCGCUGAUCCAGGAGGCCAGCCUCGCCAGCCAAGGAGCCUUCACUCAUCCCGACCAAGUCUUCCCCCUGGCUUCUUCGUUGUAUGGCAUUCAGAUUGCAGAUCAUCAGUUGAGACAAGCCACUAAGAUUGCUUCAGCACCUGAAAAACUGGGGCGAGAGCCAAGGCCACAGCCUUCCAGAAUGAGCCAGGAGCCAGUGCCAGAGGCCUCUCAGCUCUCCCAGCUGACUUCGAAUCUGGCCCAGGUGAAUCGGACAAACAUGACUCCCUCGGACCCGCUGCAGACCUCGCUGUCUCCAGAACUUGUUUCCACUCCUGUUCCUCCCCCUCCUCCCGGGGAGGAGACCAACCUGGAAGCCUCUUCCUCUGACGAACAGCCUGCGUCCCUCACCAUAGCCCACGUCAAGCCGAGCAUCAUGAAGAGGAACGGAAGCUUCCCAAAGUACUACGCCUGCCACCUGUGUGGACGGCGCUUCACCCUGCGGAGCAGCUUGCGCGAGCACCUCCAGAUUCACACGGGAGUCCCUUUCACGUCCAGCCAGCAGGGAGAAAGCCGGGUGCCCCUGUCUCUCUGUAGCAAUGCCGCUGACCUUGGGAAAGAUGCCAUGGAAGUGCCUGAAGCUGGGAUGAUAAGUGACAGUGAGCUGCAGCACAUCUCAGAUUCUCCAAUCAUCGAUGGACAGCAGCAGUCGGAAACGCCACCCCCCUCAGACAUCGCUGACAUUGACAACUUGGAGCAGGCCGACCAGGAGAGGGAGGUGAAGAGGCGGAAGUACGAGUGCACGAUAUGUGGACGCAAAUUUAUCCAGAAAAGCCACUGGAGGGAGCACAUGUACAUACACACCGGCAAGCCUUUCAAAUGCAGCACUUGUGACAAGAGCUUCUGCAGGGCCAACCAGGCUGCCCGCCACGUGUGCCUCAACCAGAGCAUCGACACAUACACCAUGGUGGACAAACAGACUCUGGAACUCUGCACGUUCGAGGAAGGUAGUCAGAUGGACAACAUGCUGGUACAAACCAACAAACCCUACAAAUGUAACUUGUGUGACAAAACAUUCUCAACGCCCAAUGAGGUUGUUAAACAUUCAUGCCAAAACCAGAACUCGGACGUUUUUGCCCUAGACGAAGGGCGGUCCAUUCUCCUGGGCAGUGGGGACUCAGAAGUAACGGAAGCUGACCACCCAGUGCUAGCUUCCAUCAAAAAGGAACAGGAAACUGUAUUAUUAGACUGAAUAUUACUUAUCUUUUAAAAAACUGUCAUUUUUACAAAGACUGUUGUCCUUCCUUUCCCCCAAUUCAGAACUGUAGUUCUCCGUGGCAUGAUACAAACAGGUCCCUGUUCCCUUCUCCUCUUCCCCUCCACCCCACCCCAGCCCCACCUCUGUAAAGGCUUUGUGCAUUAUAAACCUGGAAUGUAUCUACUUUAAUUCAGGGGAUAUUGGAAAGAUAAUGGUUAGUAGUACUUAUAAACUCAAAUAGAUUUUGAGAAGUUUUAGAUUAUUUAAAAGCAUACUUGGAACUAAUGAAGGGUAUAUAACAAAACAAAACAACUAGAAUGCAAUUUGGUAAGCUAAAAUUAUGACUUUCCCUGGGUAAUAAGUCUUCCUUCUCAGAAAAAUAUUGUCAGAAAAUACAGCAUGCAUCUCUGAGAUAGUGCUGGGCUCUGUACUAUGCAAAAAUCCAGAAGGUGUGGGGAAACUUUAAACCCGAAAAAAAGUUAUUAGUAUUUAUCCUGCAGGUGUCUUGUUUCAGAAUGCAUCCUUUGAGAUUAUGUCCAAUUAAGAAAAAUCAUUAGUUAAGAAAUCUACUUUAAAAAAACACAAAAGAGAAAAGGUAAUAAUGUGAUGGCAAUCUUAAUUUUUGGAUAAAACAAGCUAUGAGUUUGUUUAUAAGAGAAAACGUUGUGGGUACUUGCUAUAAACAGGCAAAUUAAUGCACAUGCCUUAUCUAAUUGCUGGCUUCUUUCCCAGUUGAACAACAAAAUGCUGUAUUUUAGUUUCUGACAAAUUUGUUGUUUGUUUUAAAAGUCAGAUUUGAAAGUACUAUUCUGUAAAUUGUCUCUCUGGAUAGAAAAUGACAUGCCAUUCUCUAGCAGUUGCCAGUGAUAAUUGAUUUUUGCACCAUCCGGCUGCUUUUAAAUCAGUGUGUACACCAGGGAAAAGGAUAUGGGAAUAUGCAUCUUAUGGGGAAAGUUGUGAGCACAAGAUGUAGUAACUUUAAUAACUUGAAAAGUCAAUGCUAAUAGUUUACUGGCAACAUUAAUUGAAGCAUCAAAAAUGGCAAAGAGAAAUCAGGACAAAAAAUCUAAUUGCUAUUUGGGAAAAAAAAACUUGAUUUUGACGUUUAUUUUCUAGUUGGUUUUUUUUUUUUUUAAUUUUUUCCAUUGGCCUGAAUGUAAAAUUGUAAAAAUUGUCCAUUAAUCCUCCCUUAGGCCAAUAAAAGGGUGGUCUCACAGUACAAAAUAGGAGCCAGAAAUAAGGACUGAGGGGAAAAGGAAGGGGAGAAUAGUUAAUAGCUAUACUCUAUGUACACGUUAAAAACUGAAUAUCCCAUCGUCCUAUUUCAUGUAUAGUUGAGUUCUCAGAUUUGUAAGUUUUUAUACAUCCUUUCAUUGAAUAAAUGUUUAAUUAAAUGAG